Messenger RNA from Vespula vulgaris, 2136 nucleotides. It is a transcript of the gene Ttc30, whose product is annotated as tetratricopeptide repeat protein 30A. Gene Ontology annotation, biological process: intraciliary transport. The transcript is spliced from 8 exons. Gene Ontology annotation, cellular component: axonemal microtubule; intraciliary transport particle B. The record is from RefSeq and is a predicted model, not a curated record. Lineage: Eukaryota; Metazoa; Arthropoda; Insecta; Hymenoptera; Vespidae. Bases 268 to 2136 code for a protein of 622 amino acids. Gene Ontology annotation, molecular function: intraciliary transport particle B binding; protein binding.
AGAAGUUUCCAUUUCUCUUAUAUUAUUCUGUUUACGUAUAUGUAGAAAAAUAUGUUUGUGUUACCAAAACUUGUAUAUGUUUGACACAAUUGCAUGACACAUUUCUAUGCGGAUGAGUAAGAUUGUUUUGGCUCUUUAGAGAAAUCAAGGAACAGCGGUAUGCAGACACAAUCAAAGUGUUGACGACUCUGUUUGAGUCUCAUCCUGAUGUAUGACUUGCUGAUUUAUAUAUGUAUCUUUUGUUAUCCGCUAUAAAUAAAUAGUUUUAUGCGUGUAUAUGACUUUUUGCAGUCCAGACCUUGUUUAUCGCUUCUUGCUCAUUGUCAUUUUUAUAUGCAAGACUUUGCGGCAGCAGCUACCUGUUAUGAAAAGUUGGUUCAAAUAUGUCCAGAAGAAAAUAUAUAUAAGCUGUAUCAUGCUCAGUCUUUGCAUCAAGCCUGUAUGUAUCAAGAGGCUUGGGCAGUUUCUUUGACUAUUAUUGAUUCAAGUAAUUUAGAAUAUAAAGUAAAGAAGUUACAAGCAGCCAUAAAGUAUGGUCAAGAAGAUAUGGUAGCUGCAAAAAAUCUUGUAGAUCAAUGUCCACUCGAUGAUGUGGAUACGGAAGUAAACUUGGGAUGUCUAUUAUACAAGGAAGAGGAAUACGAACAAGCUUUAAAAAAAUUCUCAAAUGCUUUACAAAUUACAGGAUUUAAACCACAUUUGUCUUAUAAUGUAGCUCUCUCUUAUUUCAAACUAAAAGAAUAUGCUGCCUCUUUAAAACAUAUUGCUGAUAUUAUUGAGCAAGGAAUCAGAGAACAUCCAGAACUAGGUGUAGGUAUGGCAACAGAAGGUAUUGAAGUCCGUAGUGUUGGAAACACACUUACUCUCCAUGAAACAGCUUUAACAGAAGCUUUUAAUCUUAAAGCUGCUAUAGAAUAUCAGUUGCAAAAUUACGAAGCUGCUAAGGAAGCAUUGACGGAUAUGCCUCCGCGUUCUGAAGAAGAAUUAGACGCCGUUACGUUACAUAAUCAAGCAUUAUUAAAUAUGGAUACAAAGCCGAGCGAAGGAUUCGAAAAAUUACAGUUCUUAUUACAACAGAAUCCUUUUCCACCUGAAACAUUUGCUAAUGUACUGUUGCUAUAUUGUAAAUAUCAAUAUUAUGAUUUAGCAGCAGAUGUUUUAGCUGAAAAUGUACAUUUAACGUACAAAUAUUUGACACCGUAUUUAUAUGAUUUCCUGGAUGCAUUAAUUACACAACAAACUUCGCCUGAAGAAGCAUAUCGCAAAUUUGAUGAUCUUGCAAAUAAACAUACUGAAACAUUGCGAAAGGCAACUAAACAGGUUCAAGAAGCAAGAUUGAAUCAUGACGAUAGUGCUGUUAAAAAAGCUGUAACUGAUUAUGAAGAAGCUUUAGACAGAUAUGUACCUGUUCUAAUGGCACAGGCUAAAAUAUAUUGGGACAGAGAGAAUUAUAUACAAGUAGAAAAAAUUUUUAGGAAGAGUGUUGAAUUUUGUAACGAGCAUGAUAUAUGGAAGUUAAACGUAGCACAUACUUUGUUUAUGCAAGAAAAUAAAUUUAAGGAAGCAACAGGUUUUUAUGAACCGAUUGUCAGAAAAAAAUAUGAUAAUAUUUUAGAUACAAGCGCUAUAGUAUUGGCAAAUUUGUGCGUAAGUUACAUUAUGACAUCUCAAAAUGCAGAUGCUGAGGAACUAAUGAAGAAAAUUGAAAAAGAAGAAGAGGCAGUAUCGUUUGAAGAUCAAGAUAAAAAGUUAUUUCACCUAUGUAUUGUAAAUUUGGUGAUUGGAACUUUAUAUUGUUCGAAAGGCAACUAUGAAUUUGGCAUAUCUAGAGUGAUGAAAAGUUUAGAACCUUAUAAUAAGAAACUAGGAACAGAUACUUGGUUCUAUGCAAAAAGAUGUUUUCUCUCUCUCCUAGAACAAUUAGCUAAACAAUUAGUAGUUUUAAAAGAUUCCACUUUACAAGAAUGUAUUCAGUUUCUGGAACAUUGCGAAGUUUAUGGACGAGAUAUACCUACUGUAAUAGAACAACCAUUUGAUAUGCAAGAUAUUCUAACAGAAUCACCUCAAGGAAUACGAACUGUUGUGUAUGAAGCAAGGUUUUUGAAGACAUUGUUUCUAAGGCUACAAAUGUCUUAA